AUGUGAUGGGGAUUGAACGACCAUCAGAUAUAUGUGAGGCAGACAAAUCCAAGGGCUUCCAGGUUUCUGGCUUGGGCAACUGGUUGGUUAUGGGUUGCAGUUCACAGGGUCAGGGAAACUACGCGGAGGACGAAUGGUGUGUAAGAAGACGAAGUCCUACUUGGUAAAAACGUGAGCAGCACUGCCGGGAAAAAACCGAAAUAAACCGUACCAAGCGCAUGCGGAUCAAGAACACAUUUCACUAAGAUGGCGGCUCCCCUGCUGGACGCAGGCUCCCUUACGUCAUCACACUGCGCGGCCGCCUUUCGCGCACCACGUCGGAAAGUAGCAGGCGGGCUGAUGGCCCGGUCCCAGGCCAGAGGGCGUGCCCUAUUCAUCCCUGGCGCAAGAUGGCGCUGCCUUUUGCACGUUCGCUGUUCUUGUGCCGCUGGGGAGCUAAACGAUUGGCGGCAGCCGUCGCGGAAGCCCGCAGAGGCAUCAGUUUCAAACUGGAAGAAAAAACCGCCCACAGCAGCCUGGCGCUCUUCAAAGGUGACACAGGUGUCAAGUAUGGCAUAGUAGGAUUGGAGCCCACCAAGUUGGCCCUGAAUGUGGAGCGCUUCCGGGAAUGGGCCGUAGUGCUGGCAGACACAGCAGUCACCAGUGGCAGGCACUACUGGGAAGUGACAGUGAAGCGCUCCCACCAAUUCCGAAUAGGAGUGGCAGAUGUGGAUAUGUCCCGGGAUAGCUGCAUCGGUGUUGACGAUCGUUCCUGGGUGUUCACGUAUGCCCAGCGCAAGUGGCACACCAUGUUGGCCAACGAAAAAGCCCCUAUUGAGGGCAUGGGGCAGCCAGAGAAGGUGGGGCUGUUGCUGGAGUAUGAGGCCCAAAAGCUGAGCCUGGUGGAUGUGAGCAGGGUCGCUGUGGUCCACACGCUACAGACAGAUUUCCGAGGUCCAGUGGUACCUGCCUUUGCCCUAUGGGAUGGAGAGCUGCUGACCCACUCAGGGCUUGAAGUGCCUAAAGGCCUCUAGUAUGUGUUUCAUUGGAGUGCCCAAUCAUGCUCUUCCUUGGGUAGCCUCCUGGUGAAACUGUCUGAAGCCUUUUAAUUUUGCCGCUAAGCAACCUCCAACUCCCGCAAUUCAGUGUUAGGCCCUCUGUGCAAUAUCUUAGUCUUUUUCCUUUCCCCUACCCUGUGAAAACUAGGCACACAACCACCCUCUCCCCUCCCCCAAUCUACUGCCAGUUUCCUAGGCUACCCUGCGUGUACUUAAUGUGACUGGCUUCCUUCAGUCCCUCUGCCUCCCUGUGCCCAGACCUCAGACUGCAUUCAGUCCUGGGGUCUUAGCUUUCAACUUUGAAUUGAUUCAUCACUGUGAUACCUCUGCCUCCCUUUGCCCCCAUGUGAUUCCCCCCUCCCCCCACCUUGGGGCUCUACAGAAUCUCUCCAGAGUAAAUCCUUUCUACCUCUGGCUGGAGGAGUGGUACAAUGACUUGGCCCUUUCCCUGUAGCACAUACAGAGUCGACUCUGGCUCCCCAGGAAGUUCUUUACUGUCUCUGAAUGAAACAGAGCCCUUCUUUCCUAGUACCUCAGUGCCAGACUCUCAGCCCCACACUGCUGCAGCUAUCACCACCCAGAGUCCAUCUGCCUUAAUCUGCACAUCCCUGACAUCUGGUCAAUCCAUUAUAAUCAUUGGGCCAGUUACAACCAUGAUCAAAAGAGACAAGAUACUUGUGCCACAGUUGGAACUUCCAGAGGGAGGUGGGAGGCCUGAGGUCUUGCACAAUCCCUUUUUGAGCCUGCUCAGACCCAUGCCCUCACUAUUACCACCCACUCUCCCCUCCACCCCCUCCAGCAGUUGCUGUAUCCUAGCAACUCUAGGAUACAGUUAACCUAGAGUAGUAUUUAGGGUUGACGAAAACGUGGUGGGAUGAGUAUGUACGUGAAAUAUGUGUUGUUUGGGCUCUGUCUGACCUUGUGGUUCCCUCUUAUUCUACCUUUAUGAUGGUGACGCAGCUGGAUGCCCCUGUGGGAGAGAGAGAAGGACUGGGCUUAACAAUUAUAAUUUGUGUAAUUAAAGUUUAUUUGAGCACAAAAUACUUUCUCUGUCUAAAAAAUUAGCAGUAGCAGCAGUACUUCCUGGCUAAGGAGGGCAGACCUCUCCAGACUAUUAAAGUCUGGUGCAUAGCUGUCCCACUUCCUUUGUGGAUACAUACCUGUACAUGGUGGCUAGGGCCCCUUUACCAGAGCAUCUCUGUCUCUCUCAUGAUGUUUUUUAAAGAAAGGGAGAGGGGACCUGGGUGAAGACCUGGGAUGAUUUUGAGUGGGCUAAACCAUUAGGCUGUACCUCGAAGAAAGUCAGAGUCUCCAUGGAUUGCUCUACUGCAUGGGUCCACCAAGGCACUUCUCUAUACUCUGUCUGCCAAGGGAAUGGGGUAUUUUCACUCUCACAGAAAGCAGUAGCCUAAGUCUUGGUCCCCACUGAAGCAGUGCGGCUCUCCAUAGCAUGUUUGGUGGUUAUGGGUUAAGUGUGUGGCCAGUCAUGCUAUUUCUUGAGCAGGUACUGUAUGUGCACCCCAUGCUCACACCAUGCUCUCUAAGUUCUCCUUGGACAGGGCCUCGGCCGCGGCUUCGGCCUGAGUUUCAGAUGGUGUAUAGGAGUCCUGGUAAUCCUGAAGCAGUUUCACCACCUCCAGGUGGUUGAACUGCACAGCAUCAUCCAGGGGAAUGUUGCCCCACCUGAAAGGAACAAAGCCCAUGAUCAGGCAAAGAAGACAUUGAGAACGCUAUGGUUAAAUAGUGACUGUGGUGGCUGGAGGGCAGUGGGAGAAAAGCUGCUGCUCAGCCCUCCUUUUACCUUAAUCCUACUCACCUGUCCUUAACAAAAGGAUUCACUUUGCAAGCCUCAAUCAGGAAUUUAACAACUUCGAUGUGUCCUAGGAAUAUGGGCAAAAGGAAUUUGAGAUGGCACAGAUCCUGAGCCUUUUGGUGUUAACAUUAGUAUAGACUUUUGGCAGCUGGAGUCUGAACCAAAAUGGGAAAGGCCUCUUCCCAUUUUGCUCCCUGAAGCACCCAAUAAUAGUUGGCCUGCAAACUGCAGGGCAUCUGGACAAAACCAGUUCCUUCCCUUGUAACCUUAAGGGCAUAUUCGAUAGGGAUUACUCUUGUUAGAAAAGAAAGGCUCUUAGGGGGUGCCUAGCUGGCUCAGUCAGUAAGAGUAUGCAACUCUUGAUCUCA
Messenger RNA from Lynx canadensis (Canada lynx), 3218 nucleotides. RefSeq names its product SPRY domain containing 4 (gene SPRYD4). The record is from RefSeq and is a predicted model, not a curated record. Bases 390 to 1013 code for a protein of 207 amino acids. Gene Ontology annotation, molecular function: protein binding. Lineage: Eukaryota; Metazoa; Chordata; Mammalia; Carnivora; Felidae. The transcript has 3 exons.